This is a messenger RNA of Diversispora eburnea, 1518 nucleotides long. The record is from the annotation of a GenBank genome assembly. Lineage: Eukaryota; Fungi; Glomeromycota; Glomeromycetes; Diversisporales; Diversisporaceae.
AUGUCCACCGAAACUAAAACUUUCUUAAAAUUCUCUAUUCCACAAAUUAUUUUAAUGGUUAUUAAUUCUUCUCAUUUAACUUUACUUAAAAAUAUUAUUUUUAUUUUUGUAAUGUAUCGUUAUGGUAGAAUUCUAUUUAAUAAACUUGUAAUUCAAGGAGUUCGUCGUACUCUUUAUGAUUUAUAUAAGAUUGUUGGUAGUAAAUUAAUAAAAGUAAUUAAGAGUACACCAAGUGGUAAAGCAAAAAUUCAAGGAGAACUUGAUAAAGCUAUUAAAGGAAUAGAAGAAAAAUUUGCACUAAAAGAAGAAGAAGGGAUACCCAGAUAUAUUGAAUUACCAAAUAUUGGAUUUGAUGAUCAAAAACUUCGUGAAGAAUUAAAAAGGCAAGAUAAUAAUGGGCGUGUUUCAGGAACUGUAUAUCAUGGAGGUCGAGAACAUUCCAAGAUGAUAUCUGAAGCAUAUGCUAUGUUCUCUAAUACUAACCCUUUACAUGCUGAGAUAUUUCCUGGUGUACGCAAGAUGGAAGCAGAAGUUGUUUCCAUGGUAUUAAAAUUGUAUAAUGCACCUAGUAGUGCGGGAGGAACUACUACAUCAGGAGGUACGGAGAGUAUAUUAAUGGCAUGCCGAGCAUAUCAUACAAUUCAUGCAGCUUUUGAUAAAGCAGCAGAUUAUUUUAAUAUAAAAAUUGUUCAUAUUCCUAUUGAUCCUAUAACUUGUAGGGUUGAUAUUAUUGCAGGAUCAGCACCAAAUUUUCCUCAUGGAAUUAUUGAUGACAUUCCUUCAUUGGCUACAAUUGCUGAAAAACAUAAUAUUGGAUUACAUGUAGAUUGUUGUUUGGGAAGUUUUUUAAUACCAUUUUUGGAAGAAGCCGGAUUUCCUGCUCAACCUUUUGAUUUUAGAAUACCCGGAGUUACCUCAAUUUCUUGUGAUACACAUAAGUAUGGAUUUGCGCCCAAAGGUUCUUCUGUGAUAAUGUAUCGUACAAAAGCACUACGUAAAUAUCAAUUUUUUUUUGCAACUGAAUGGACUGGAGGAAUUUAUUUAUCACCGACGAUGGCCGCACUUAUUGCUGGAUGUUGGACAGCAUUAAUGAGAUUGGGUAAAUAUGGAUAUAUUGAUGCAACAAAAAAGAUUGUAGGAUGUACUAAAAAGAUCGAAGUAGGAAUUCGUAAAAUAGAUGAUUUAUUUGUAUUGGGGAAACCAUUGGUUUCAGUAAUAGCUUUUGGAUCAAAUACAUUAAAUAUAUAUAAUAUAGGAGAUAAAAUGAAUGAACGAGGAUGGAAUUUAAAUUCAUUACAAAAUCCUCCAGCAAUUCAUAUUGCUUGUACAUUAUUAACAGUUCCACACGCUGAACAAUUUAUAAAAGAUUUACAAGAUUGUGUAAAUGAGGCUAAAUCUGAUUCAAACAAAAAUUCCGAGGGUACCGCAGCGAUUUAUGGUAUGACAGCUAGAUUACCUGAUAAAUCUCUUACGAAUGAAGUAUUAGGUGGUUAUUUGGAUACAAUUUAUUCUAUUUAG